This is a messenger RNA of Durusdinium trenchii, 1219 nucleotides long. The record is from the annotation of a GenBank genome assembly. NCBI's taxonomy places the organism in Eukaryota, Dinophyceae, Suessiales, Symbiodiniaceae.
AGCCAUUUGGGCGGGCUCGGAGCCGGAGCCGCCGCCCUGGGGUGGAACACGUCCAUCGUCCGCGUCCGUCCGCGUCCUCCAGCCUGGGGCCAGAGUGCCCGGACCGGGGGAGAAAAGGAGGAGAGCCAUGGCGGAGGAUCGCGUGAAGAUGAUGUGCGAGAAGUGUGGCUACAAGUGUUUCCCCCAGUGGCUGAACGACAAAGCCCACUGCCUGAAGUGCCAGACGGUACUACGCACGCGUGGCUAUGCAGGUGCCCCUCGGGAGGCCUUCGUCGUGGGGCCCACCACCGUGGACGAUGGGCGACGGGCUCCGGGGGAGGUGAGCACCUACAAACAGUCGCCUGGCAGCGCGAUGGAGUCCACUGGUGGCCGCUGCGGCAAAGCGCCCGAUGGCGUGCAUCACUGGAAGUACGGGAAGUGCAACUACUGCCAACUGGCCGAAGGGAAGCUGGCCAAGGGUCCUGGUGUGACUGCGAACCCGGGUGGUGCUGCCGAGUGUGCUCAGGGCGGGAAGUGCAUGUUCAAGUUCGCCAAGUGCACCAAGUGCGGCCGCGCCGAGCUGAGCGCGCUGAGCGCUCGAGCUGAGCUGAGCGCGGCGGAGCCUCAGCUGGUGGAGGCAACGGAGCUGCCUGGUGGACUGGAGCUGCCUGAUGGACUGGAGACUGCAGCAGCGGAGCGGGUGAAGAUGGAAUGCCAGGUUUGCGGAUAUAGCUCAGUGCCACAGUGGUUGAACGACCAGGCGCAUUGCUUGAAGUGCAACGCGGUGCUCCGCGUCCGCGAGGACCUCCACGGUCAGCUGCCCGAGGCGCCAGCGACGACGGCCUCCGUGCGGCGCAAGCCGGGUGAGGUGAGCACCUACAAGCAUUCCUCGGGAAGCGCCAUGGAAUCGGCCGGUGGCACCUGCGCCAAGGCGCCGGAUGGCCAACAUCACUGGAAGCACCGCACCAGCAGUUUGGGUGGUGUAUCUAGAGCAUCUAGAGCUUGGCCAACAGGUCUUGCCUGGUUUUGCUUAAGGUGAUAUCCUGCAUGGCUCGCAUCUUCCGUCAGCUUCCGAGGUAUGGGAAAUGCAACUUCUGCCAGAUUCCCGAAGGGAAGUUGGUGAAGGGUGCUGGUGCAUUAGCCAAUCCUGGUGGCAAAGGGGGUUGCCAGGAAGGUGGCAAGUGCAUGUUCAAGUUCUCCAAGUGCACCAAAUGCGGCCGCAAGGAGUUCUGAGCGAAAA